AGCAGGCAGGCAAAUUUAGAACCCAGAACAGAACAGAACUGAGCAAAACUGAUCUGAAAAUUAGCCAUGCAGCAGACAGGCGUGCAAAAGAAAAAGCCAAGGCAUCGCAAUCGUCCGAGGAACAAGUGCAAUCAGGUGCAGUCUGACCAGACGGACAGUGCAGGGGCAGAAGAAAAACCCCCUUCAGUGGUCACAACCCAGGAGGCGGAAGCGGGGCCAGGGCCAGACAACGAUCCCAUCAAGCUGAUACAGCAGCUAUUGCGUAGGAAGCUGCUGGCCAAGAGCGCGGUUCCUACUUCCAAGAAACACGAGCCUACUGGCGCCCCACCUGAACCAGCGACAGCGAAGCCAUCAAAGCAAGCCAAAGAGGAUGAGAGGAAGCCGAGGACUCCAGCAGUUCCCACUUCGAGUGCCCCAGAGCCAGUAGUGCCGAAAGUAGCAGGAACUCCUGCCAAGCAAUCGAAGGAUGUCAGGGGCUACGAAGUGAACGAGCUGCUGAAGUGCUUGGGCAGCAGAUUGCAGAUGGGCGGUGGGGAAUCGCCUACAGCGGCGAUGUUCAGCAAUCUGAGCAAGCUGUUCAGCCAGGCGCCUCCCAGCGAUGUUGAGUCCUCCGACGAUGAGGCCGAGUACAUUGAAUACAUAUAUAAGCCGCGGAAAUAUUUUAUGGCCUCACUGUGCAACCUCUGUAAAGCGGAUCUCUGCGGCCGGAGUUCGCUGCCUUGUGCCCGCUGCGGAUUGAGCUACUACUGCAGUCCCAGCCAUAUGAGGGAGGAUCAGGACCAUCGCCAGCUGUGCUAUGCCCUGCGCCAGGCAGUGGACCUCAGCGGUCACGAGAUGUUCUACAAGUGCGGUGCGUUCAGUGCCGAGCAAUUUCGUUCGUAUCGGAUUGUGUGCAUACGGCAGGUAGAGAAGGAAAUGAAUCGUCCGCUCUCGCCCACGGAGCAAGAGGUGCUACUCUUUCCCCUCAUCUGCGGGGACCAAAAGUGCCGCGAGCAUCGCUUUAAGCGUCUUCAACUCUGUGGCGGCUGUGGGGAGUUCGCCUCCUGCAGGGACAAGCCAGACCAUCGGAGUCCUGAGCAUGCCAAGUGGUGCGGGGCCUACAGACUGUUUAAGGCCUUUGUCAUGUUCCAGGCCAAAUUUGGACGGCUGGAGCCGUCGCUACCCAACAGGGUUCUCCGGGAGCUGCCCAUGGCCUGCUGCAAUUCGAGGCAAAUGAUGAAAAAACUUAGUUUUAAUGUCGUUGAUGAGUGUGAGUAUGCUGCCCUUACCCAGGUCUCCACCGGACCCCUGACGGCCUGGUUUGCCCUGAAGCUCUGCGAGCGCUUGAGAAACAGCGAGCUGACGCUUCAUCUAAUAGGAGCUGAGAUCGAAUUCGAGGUCGAUGUGCUGCAGAAAUGGGAGCUCUUCCUUCUGCACAUAAUGCCAGCUCUGAAAUGCCUGAAUGUGGUCUUCGUAGGACCAGAACUGAAUCCCAAUAACAUCUCCUUUGAGCAACUGAAGAAGAUCAAAUGCUGUCGCUUGUGUCGUAAGGCUCAGAGGACAGUGAACUAUCACUUUGAAAAUAAUCUCUAUCACGACUACUGCCGAGAGCCGCAGUUUCUCCAACCAGAUUUGGUGUGCUUUUACAAUUCGGGACUGUAUCGGUCGACGGGAUAUGCCUUGGAGGACACCUGGCCUGACACCAUACAGGCCUCUCUUAAUCUUAAAUGCCCCAUUGUGGUCACCUCUUAUACCAAAUACGAAGCUCCGUUGGACAUGGCACAGUUCGUCGGUCAAUCGAAUCGUCAUUUGAAUAUUGUGUUGCCUCCGACCACAAAUCCUUUCUCAUCUGAGAAGCCAGAGCGUAAUUUCAUAUCGGACAACGAAGCUCCCUUUAUGUUUAAGAACUUUUAUUGUUUUGUUGUCGAGUAAGUUUGAAUUUGAAUUUAAAUGCAAUUUCCGUUGAACGACGAAAUGUGGCGCCCCUACCGGCGAGUGGAUUUGUUAAUGACUUUAUUCCGUUUACCCACACUUCCUCUCGUUCAGUGCAGUAAAGUACAACAUUAAGUUUGAAAUAAAAAGGGCGCUUACGCUGAG
Molecule: messenger RNA, 2076 nt
Organism: Drosophila persimilis
Lineage: Eukaryota; Metazoa; Arthropoda; Insecta; Diptera; Drosophilidae
Exons: 7
Coding region: 67-1911 (614 amino acids)
Cellular component (GO): extrinsic component of mitochondrial inner membrane
Source: RefSeq, a predicted model, not a curated record